UGUCAGUCAAUGCCAAACAGCCAAACCGAACAAAGAUCGGAGAUAUCAAGAUUUUUUUUAUUUUUCUGCUUGGAAAGUCAGUGCAAUUCUGUAAAUAUUAUUAUAUUAAUUUUGCGGGGAAUGCUCAAAGUACAAUUUGUGAUACUCUUUAGUGCGAUGUAUGAACUUAGUCAUGUUAAUUAGUGAUUACUGCAGUGGGCUCAGCGGCGCGAAAUCGUUCAAUAUGGCCGCCGGAACUGGAACCGUUUCUCAGAUUUGUUUACUGCGGGUCCGGCUGUGUUAUUUUUGUUAGUAGGCAAAGAGUGAUAGUGUAUUAUAAGUAAAUUGGCUAUUUUGUUUAGAGCAGAUUCGAUUAUUUAUAUGAUCUCCUCUAAAAUAUUAGAUUUUAAGAAGUGCAUUGAAUUAAAAUAGUGCAUUAGUGAUCUUCUUUUCUGUUUAUAUGGGCCGGCCGAGUCCCUGUGUGUGUUUAGUGAAUAAAAGUAUUUCGUUGUGAGUGCUUCCCGUCCCUCGCAAUGUCUCAGCAUGAGCGGUCGGAGCCGCGAUGAGCGCGCCACGGCCGCGCCUGCAGCUGUCGCCGCUGCCGUGCCGCCACUCAUGGGGGUGGAGCGCGUGGUGGGCGUGGUGCCGGGCGGCGGGGGCGGCGCGGAGGCGCUCAACGGCGCCGCCGCGCCGCCCGAGCGCGCGCCCGAGGAGCCGCCGCGCAAGCGCACCAAGCUCGAUGAAGCGCCGUCGCUGCGCAAGCGCGUGCUCGAGUACAAGCUGCUGCGGCUCAAGACGCUGCGUGACCGGUACACGGAGCAGCUCAGCGAGCUGUACUUCCUGCAAGCCGGCGGCAACAUGAUGGACUACGCGGCGUGGCACAAGCGGCCGCCCGCGCCGCAGCUCGUGGCGUUCCUGGAGGCGCGCCGGCCGCCGCCCGUGCCGCCGCCCGAGCCGCCCGCGCCCGACCCGCCGCCGCCGCCCACAGAGAUGGUGGAGAAGGCGCGACAAGAAGCAUACGUGGCCGCGCGCGUGGCCGAGCUAGCUCGCGCCGGGCUGUGGGCGGAGCGGCGGCUGCCGCGCGUGUGUGAGCCGCCGCGGCCCAAGACGCACUGGGAUUACCUGCUCGAGGAGAUGGCCUGGCUCGCGCAGGACUUCGCGCACGAGCGCAAGUGGAAGAAGCAGGCCGCCAAGAAGUGUGCCCGAGCCGUACAGAAAUAUUUCCAAGACAAGGCGGCCGCGGCGCAGAAGGCGGAGAAGGCGCAGGAGCUGCAGCUCAGGAGGAUCGCCGCCUUCGCGGCCAAGGAGAUCAGGACCUUCUGGCUCAACGUGGAAAAGCUGGUGGAGUGGAAGCGGUCGCGGCGCGUCGAGCGCGCGCGCAAGGAGGCGCUGGACGAGCAGCUGUCCAUCAUCGUGGACCGCACCGAGCGGUACAGCAGGCAGCUGGCCGCCAGCCUGCAGCCGCAGCCCGACACGCCGCCCUCCGACGACGAGUUCACGCCGCGCGGCCCCGACUCCGACGACGAGGAGACCAUCGCGCAGGCCGAGCGGGAGGCGCAGCAUGACGCGUCGCACCACCGCGACGAGAUCGAGGCGCUGCGGCGCGAGUCGCGGCUCGCGCUGCCCGACCUGCUCCCCCCCGGCUACACCCCCGCCGCGCCCUCGCCGCCGCCCUCCCCCGGCUCCUCCGACUACAGCGGCGGCGCCGACUCCGCCGACGACGAGCACACCAUCGCCGCGCAGGAGCGCCGCGAGCGCACCGACCACAAGCGGGAGAUCGACCGGCUGCAGGAGGAGGCCGACCUCGACAUAGAGGAGCUGAGGCGGCGGUACGCGGCCGCGCCGCCGCCGCCCGACGCCGACUCCGAGGAGAGCGAGCCGGACAGCGACGACUCGGCGUCCUCGUCGGCGAGCGGCGGCUCCGAGAGGCUGGCCGCGCUGGUGGACGAGCCGGGCGCCGGCUCCGAGCGGCGCGUGGAGGCGGCCGCCUCGCUGGCCGCCACGCUGCAGCCCACGGGCACCACGCUGCGGUCCACGGCCGUGGCCACGCCCGUGCCGCGCCUGCUGAGGCACCCGCUGCGCGAGUACCAGCACGUGGGGCUGCACUGGCUGGCCACCAUGCACGCGCGCGCGCUCAACGGCAUCCUGGCCGACGAGAUGGGGCUGGGCAAGACCAUCCAGACCAUCGCGCUGCUCGCGCACCUGGCCCAAGAGCGCCACGACUGGGGGCCGCACCUCGUGGUGGCGCCCACCUCCGUCGUGCUCAACUGGGAGUGCGAGUUCAAGAAGUGGUGUCCCGCCUUCAAGAUCCUCACCUACUAUGGGACCAUCAAGGAGCGCAAGCUGAAGCGCGUGGGCUGGACGAAGCCGAACUCGUUCCACGUGUGCAUCACGUCCUACAAGCUGGUCGUGCAGGACCACCAGUCCUUCCGCCGCAAGCGGUGGCGGUACCUCGUGCUCGACGAGGCGCAGAACAUCAAGAACUUCAAGAGCCAGCGCUGGCAGAUGCUGCUCAACUUCCAGACCGACAGACGGCUGCUGCUGACGGGCACGCCGCUGCAGAACAGCCUGCUGGAGCUGUGGUCGCUGAUGCACUUCCUCAUGCCCGACGUGUUCGCGUCGCACUCGGAGUUCCGCGAGUGGUUCGCGCCGGUGGCCGCGCUCGCGGGCGAGGGCGGCGCCGGCGCCGGCACCGCGGGCUUGGUGCGACGGCUGCACGAGGUGCUGCGGCCUUUCCUGCUGCGGCGGCUGAAGGCAGACGUGGAGCGGCAGAUGCCACGCAAGUACGAGCAUGUGCUGAUGUGCCGCCUCGCCAAGCGGCAGCGCUGCCUCUACGACGACUUCAUGGCGAGGGCCAAGACGAAAGAGAGCCUGGCAUCCGGCAACCUGCUGAGCGUGAUCAACAUUCUCAUGCAGCUGCGGAAAGUGUGCAACCACCCCGACCUGUUCGAGCCGCGCGCCGUCGCCUCGCCCUUCCACAUGGACGCGCUGCGGAUACACGUGCCCGCCGUCGUACUACUGGAGGAGGUCCGGGAACGGAUCGAGCGCGCGGCGCGUCUCGGCGGCGACCUCGCCUCCCUGGAGGCGAGCGACGCGGGCGCGUUCGCGGCGCACCGCGCGCGCCACCUGGCGCCGCCGCGCCGCAUGGUGGAGGAGCUGCGCGCCGCGCCGCCGCCCGCGCCGCCGCGCCCGCCCGCGGCCGAGCUCCGGAUACAUCUGCGGCUCGUGCCGCGCGCGCUGCCGCCCGCCGCGCUGGGGGCCGCCGCGGCGCCCCCGCUGCGCGUGCGGCCCCCGAGGCGGUCCGCCCGGGCGCCGGCCGCCGCGCCGCCGCCGCCCGCGGCCGGCGCCGCCGCGCGGCUGGAGGCGCGGCGCCGGGCGAGCCUGCGGCGCCUCGCCGCGGCCAACGAGCGGCGCUGCUGGCGCCUGCCGCUGCUGGGCGCCGACCUGCGCCGCGCCGUGCUGGCGCCGCCGCCCGCCGUCCCCGCGCCGCUGCACCCGCCCGACCCCGCCGCGCUGCUCGAGCGGAUGCGCGACGUCGUCGACAGGUUCGGCGUGUGUUGGCGCUCCUGCGUGGCGACGACGCCGACGCUGGAGGCGGGCGCGGGCCGCGGCGCGCGCGACUGGCGGCGCGCGGCGCGCUCGGCGGAGCGGGCCGCCGCGGCGCCGGCGCGGGCGGCCCUGGCGCGGCUGCACGCCGCCGCGGGCCGCCAGACCGUGGCCUUCCCGCACCCGCGCCUGCUGCAGUUCGACUGCGGCAAGCUGCAGGCGCUGGCGCCGCUGCUGCGCCGCCUGAAGGCCGGCGGCCACCGCGUGCUCAUCUUCACGCAGAUGACGCGCGUGCUGGACGUGCUGGAGGCCUUCCUCAGCCUGCACGGGCACGCGUACGCGCGGCUGGACGGCGCCACCAGGGUGGAGCGGCGCCAGGCGCUGGUGGAGCGCUUCAACGCGGACGCGCGCCUGUUCGCCUUCAUCCUGUCCACGCGCUCCGGCGGCGUCGGCCUCAACCUCACCGGCGCCGACUGCGUCAUCUUCUACGACUCCGACUGGAACCCCACCAUGGACGCGCAGGCCCAGGACCGCUGCCACCGCAUCGGGCAGACGCGCGACGUGCACGUGUUCCGGCUGGUGACGCAGGCCACGGUGGAGGAGAACAUCCUGCGCAAGGCCACCGAGAAGCGGCGCCUCGGCGAGCUGGCCAUCGACGACGGCCACUUCACCACCUCCUACCUGCGCGAGACGAGCAUCAAGGAGCUGUUCGGGUCGGGCGCGGACGUGGCGGCGGGCGGCGACGUGGAGGGCGCGCUGGCGGCGGCCGAGGACGAGCAGGACGCCGCCGCCGCGCGCGCCGCCCGCGUCGAGCAGCAGGGCGAGCUGGCCGAGUUCGACGAGGCCGUGCCGCUGCGCGACGACGACCCCGCCGACCGCAGGGACGAGCUCGCCGCGCUCAUGAGCCAG
This is a messenger RNA of Cydia amplana, 4434 nucleotides long. RefSeq names its product helicase domino (gene dom). The transcript has 15 exons. The record is from RefSeq and is a predicted model, not a curated record. Gene Ontology annotation, molecular function: ATP-dependent chromatin remodeler activity; ATP hydrolysis activity; ATP binding. Lineage: Eukaryota; Metazoa; Arthropoda; Insecta; Lepidoptera; Tortricidae. The annotation marks the transcript as partial. Gene Ontology annotation, biological process: chromatin remodeling. Gene Ontology annotation, cellular component: Swr1 complex.